This is a messenger RNA of Trametes versicolor FP-101664 SS1, 1656 nucleotides long. RefSeq lists its product as uncharacterized. The record is from RefSeq and is a predicted model, not a curated record. The transcript has a single exon. Lineage: Eukaryota; Fungi; Basidiomycota; Agaricomycetes; Polyporales; Polyporaceae. The coding region runs from base 1 to 1656 and encodes 551 amino acids.
AUGCCGAUAGAGAUCCUCCUCAUGAUCAUCUCCCACAUUCCCGACGCGCUCACUCCGGACACCAUGUCUAAUUUUCGGCGCGCAUGGCACAUCGACGUGCACGACAUAAGGAUGCUCAUGCCAAUCUCCCAGACAUGCAGGCAACUCCGGACUAUUGCCCUCGAUUCUCCUUCGUUGUGGACGAGCGUCGGAAGCUGGUCCCCUCCACUUUCCCAGCUAUUCGCACAAAGGAGCCGAGGUCUUACUCUGAAAACCUUUUUGCCAAACCCUACACUCUAUGCCGACGACCUCCCAUCCAAUGACACCGCUAAAGAUCAUUUGCUGAGGGUCCGGGAGCUAGACCUUGGCAAUCUGGAGAGGUCGACACCAGCCCUAGAACAUCUAUUUUCUCUCCCCCUGCCGAACCUCGAGAUACUCUCCGUACAAUUCGUGGAGGUGGCCCAGCCCGAGGACGCUGACGAAAGCGGCCAAUAUCUCUUCGAGCUGCCCCUCGCACAAGAACGCCUCCCACGACUUCGCCGCCUCUAUCUCGGUGCAUGCGAUCUGGCUUCAUACGACACGCUCCUGUCCUCCCUCACGCACCUAGCACUACACGUCAUCAUCGUACCGCUUGUCCAUGCGAUGAUCGAAGCCAUUUUGCCGGAAUGCCACUCUCUCCAGUCGCUGCACCUCGAAGAGAUGGAAGACCAGGGAGAUUUAUUCGAGCCUUCGGGCGAACACCGCCGCCUCCCGACGGUGUCUGUCGUACCGUCGUGCGGCGGCCUGCGCAGAGUCUCGCUGCUGUCCAUGUACAACCGGCUUGCGUUCUUCAUUCUCUCCCUUGUGCUGGGCGACCAGCCGCAGCUCGCAGUGCAGCUGCACAAGAUCUAUCCGGAUUCCGACCGUUCGAUCACGAUGCACCACCAUAGGCUACUCAAAAACCCCUCGCAGGUCGUCAUCGGCAGGUACCCGCAACCUGCGGAGAGGGUCCCUGGCGGCCCGUAUGUAUGGGGCAUGACCGCGUCCGGCUCUGAUCAGCGUACGCUCCGCAUGGUCGGCGAAACCCUGGACGAGGUCGCCGGCAUACUACGCGAAGGUGGCGCCGCGGCGCUCGCGAACGUGCGCGAGCUGUGGCUCACCGACGUCUCUCCCGCCAUAUGCGACGUACCAGGCAUGCUGCCCUCCGCCGACGUCGCCGCGCUGUCGACCCUCAUCAAGCGCAUGCCCGCGCUCGAAACCGUCACGCUCGUCAACCAGUUCCAGGCGCCGUGGACAGGCUCGUCCCCAAGCCUCCGUCUGCUCCCUAGCGUCCACGAAGACGCUGUAUCCGUGCCUCGCCCCACAACGGUGCGCAUCGCGUACGUAUACGGACCGCACGUCCUCAAUCUGUGGUCCUCGCGCCCCGAUCCGACGCCCGCUGUGCACCCGCUGUACCUCACACGCAUACUCGAGGAGCUUUCGUCGGGCGCGUACGGCUAUAUUCGACACCUCGUGCUGGAGACCCCGUCUCAUGUCGCCGUCGAUGCGGGAGACGUCGACGGGCUCCGCGCGCACUGCGAAGUGGUGGAGGUGAGAGUAGUGGACGAAACACCAACGAUUGCGCUCCCGGCGUACUGUAAUGAGCCCGCCGCGUGGCCGAGCAAUGAGCCGUGGCCCUACAGGCUCUGGCCCGGGUGA